Melopsittacus undulatus (budgerigar) is the source of this 655-nucleotide messenger RNA. It is a transcript of the gene C4H14orf180, whose product is annotated as chromosome 4 C14orf180 homolog. The coding region runs from base 196 to 567 and encodes 123 amino acids. Lineage: Eukaryota; Metazoa; Chordata; Aves; Psittaciformes; Psittaculidae. The record is from RefSeq and is a predicted model, not a curated record. Gene Ontology annotation, cellular component: plasma membrane. The transcript has 5 exons.
AGGUUGUUAAACUGCAAUCAAAAACACUUAGUAGGAAUGAAUCUGUCCCUGUUAUGAGGUUUGAACUCCUGACAUCCUUAUUCACUGGAACUUGACUGCCCAGGACGCAGCAGAGAGGGGAUUUUGAGAGCAUGUUUCACACACCCUGCAGCUGUGAGCCAUUUGCAGCAUGAGGAAAAGCCCUCCAUCACCUCAAUGUACAGGAAAGAGAAGACAGAUGACAGUAGCUAUCCUCCUCCAAUAUUGAGGAAAAGGCCACCUGUGGAUCAAGCUGUGGGGGAAAAGCGGAAACCAGAGAGAAGAGUUCGAUUUCGUGAGCCAGAAGUCACUGAAUAUGUUAUUUCCUGCUGUGACUACAUAGUGGUAGAUGACAGGUCAUCAUCUGGAUUUCCUGUGCUCCUGUGGCUCUCAUUCUGUGCAGUGUUGAUCCUUGCUGUGAGUGUCUACUACACCAACAUGAAGCAAGAUGUCAAAGUCCUGGAAGAAUUUCAAUCCCGACUUGUUACGUUCUUCCUUCAGAUAAGACAUGUUGUUCAGAAAUGCUAUACUUUGUUUAUGAGGCAGUAGCAAUGUCCUCCAGCCUGACAGACAUUUCAGAGCACUGUCAACCAGGAUUCAGCUGUGCAAAGCUCCCAGUGUACUCCAGCCACAUGCA